This is a messenger RNA of Microcebus murinus (gray mouse lemur), 3130 nucleotides long. NCBI's taxonomy places the organism in Eukaryota, Metazoa, Chordata, Mammalia, Primates, Cheirogaleidae. The record is from RefSeq and is a predicted model, not a curated record.
UAAGCAAAUACUCCCAACUCCCACACGGAGGGCCCCCAUGGUGGGAGUCUGGAGGCCAUGAGAACAAGAACAAGAACUCUCCCAACUACUGGCCCCCGAUUGACGGUUGGUAGUCAAUGAUGGGUAAGGCUCCCCAUGGAGGGGGUCGACCUAAAACAGGCACAACCGUGGGGGCCAGGGAGGAGCCGCCACCUGGGAUUGAGACCAAGAAGCAUUUCAAAUGGCUGCAUUGUCUUAUGUUGCCUAUCUCGGCCUUGUGUUUUGAGCUCUGUCUGGCACCUUAACUUUAGUAACCGUUAGAGGUCUGAGACCAUGGGAAAUUGUUCCCUUUUGAAACAACUCCAGAAUUAACUGAUAUCGCUGUUAUGCUCAGAUGCUCAUGUACAAGAAACUAAGCUUGGGUCUGGGGGGUAUAAAAAUAAAGCGACCGGUGCAUUGGUCACUCAAGUCAUUGUCAUGUCUAUGUGUGUCUGUGUCAUUAUUUUAUGGUCUGUGUCAUCCCCCGUCUUGUAAUCCGGCCACGUCAAUCAAGGCCACACCUGUGCUCUGCAGGGGAGCUGAGCCCAGCCCAGCUCCCCACUGCUGCAGCGUGAGUGUGGGCUUCACCAGGAGGGGAGCCAGUUCUGGUGAAAGGGGUCAUAGACUCACCAGUUGAUCGUCACCUGAUUGACUUUUAAAGAUUGAUGAUGGGUGAGGAAGAAUCCCAGAUCAGGAGGAAGAGGAAAGAAAAGGAGUCAAGAAUGGCUGUUACUCAGGGACAUUUGACAUUCAGGGAUGUGGCCAUAGAAUUCUCUCAGGAAGAGUGGAAGUGCCUGGACCCUGCUCAGAGGGCUUUAUACAGGGCCGUGAUGUUGGAGAACUACAGGAACCUGGUCUCCCUGGCAGGAAUCUUGCUUCCUGACCUGAGGGUUAUCUCUGUGUUGGAGGAAGGGGAAGAUCCCUGGACUAUGGACAGUGAAAUGAAAACACCAGGAAACUCAAAUAGGGGGGAGAGGAUCCCAGGUUUGCAUUCAGGGAGGAGCUGUGUCUUGGGAAAUGAUGCAGGAAACAAGCCCAUUAAAACUGAACUGGGAUUAAGCUUUCAGUUCCAUCUGCCUGAAAUGCAGCUAUUUCAAGCUGAAGGGAAAAUUUAUGAAUGUAAUGAAGUUGACAAGACUAUCAACCCUAUUACCUCACUUUCACCACUUGAAAACCUUACUUCUAAACUCAAAACCCACAGAUUUAAUAAGUAUAAGAAUGAUUUUGUCAGUUCUCUCAUAGUUAGAGAAGAACACAAAGCACACGUUACAGAAGAACCUUGCAGAGGUAAUGAGCACAGCAAAGCCUUUAGUGUUUCUUCAAGCCUUCCUAACCAAGGGGUGAUCUGUACUGGAAAGAAGCUUUUCAAAUGUAAAGAGUGUAGCAAGGCCUUCAGGCAAAAUUCAGACUUUCUGGAACAUUGGAAAAUCCAUAGUGGAGAGAAGCCAUACAGAUCCAGUGAGCCUGGUGAAGUCUUCACUGAAAAUAUACACCCAUCUCGACAUCAGACAAUUCAUACUCGAGAGAAACCUUACAAGUGUAAUGAGUGUGGCAAGUACUUCAGGCACAAGACAUGUCUUACAAUAUAUCAGGAAAUACAUACUGGACAGAAACCUUACAAACAUAAUGAGUGUGACGAGGUCGUCUGUCAGAACACAAACCUUGAAGUUCACAGAAACCAAACAGGACUGAAACCUUACAAAUGUAACGAAUGUGGCAAGGUCUUCAAUUACAAUUCAACCUUUGAAGGACAUCAGUGUGUUCAUACUGUAGUGAGGCUUCACAAAUGUAGUGAAUGUGGUAAGGUCUUUCGUAGCAAAUCAAACCUUAAAAGUCAUCACACAAUCCAUACAGGAGAGAAACCUUACAAUUGUGAUAAAUGUGACAAGGUCUUUAGACAAAAGACAUGCCUUGUACGUCAUCAGGAAACUCAUACAGCAGAGAAACCUCACAAAUGUUAUGAAUGUGGCAAGGUCUUCCGUCGCAAAUCAAACCUUGAAAAUCAUCGUACAAUCCAUACAGGAGAGAAACCUUAUAAUUGUGAUAAAUGUGAUAAGGCCUUUAGACAAAAGGUACUCCUUACACGUCAUCAGCGAACUCAUACCGGAGAGAAACCUCACAAAUGUAAUGAAUGUGGCAAGACCUUCCGUGAGAAAACAACUCUUAAAAUUCAUCACAGAAUCCAUACUGGAGAGAAACCUUACAAAUGCAAUGAGUGUGGCAAGGCGUUCCGUGACAAAUCAAACCUUAAAACUCAUCACAGAAUCCAUACUGGAGAGAAACCUUAUAAUUGCAAUGUAUGAGGUAAGGUUUGAGACUCUGCAGACUCCUUCAGGGUGCAAACUCUUCACCAUGAGUUGUAUCAGUAAUCAACAUCAGAGAGUCCAUACUAAACAGAAAUCAAAUACAUGCAGUGUAUGUGGCAGGGGCUUUAUCCAGGCCUCACCACUCACUACACAUCAAAAGGUACGCCUUCAAUGAAACCAUGCCAAUGAAAUGUUUAUGGUGAGGCUAGUACCCAAGGACCAUUACUGUGGACCAUCUGGGGAUGUAUAGAAGAAAUAAGUCAGUCCCUAGUUCUCUGCUGUUAAUCUAUGAUAUUAUGUGGUGGUGUAAAUCAAAAUACAUUGACCCUCAUGACACGAUACAUAUCAAAGAUGCAAGGACAUGUGGACAUGGUCAGUUAUAUUAGUUUAUAUUAUAUUUAAUUAUUUGAUGUUCUUUCAAAAGGCUACUUUAUUCUUUAUGACUUUCAUCCUGAACUUUGAAAUCUCUCUACAUGUCUUCCUUACCAGGAUUUUCUGUGGUGUGUAGGAAAGAAUCGAUAGAAUGACAGGUGUUAGCUGAUUACUGAGAAUCAUUUCUUUCCCAUUUCCUGGAAGAGAAAUGUCAUUCCCUUUUGAGACUAAUUUUUUAUUUUUAUUUUUGUGGAGACAGGGUUUUGCUCUGUUCCCCUGGGUGAAGUGCAGUAUGGUGAUCAUAGCCCACUGCACCCUCUAAUUUGUGGGCUCAAACUGUCCUCCCCACCCUACCUCCUUUAUAGCUGGGACUACAGGCAUAACACACCAGGUCCAGCUGACUGUUAUCAAUUUGUUUUUUUUUUGUUAUGUUU